GCGAGUAGUCAAAGCUCUCCUUGUGACAGUACGCCAAGGGUUCAUCAUUCUUCAUCUAUUUAAUGCUCCUGAAUCAGUAAGAAAGAAUGAAUAAACGAGUAAAAUUGCUUUCAAUUUUAAUUCAGCAUGAUGUUAAUAAUAGCAACGCCUUGUUUCUGUGAAAGAGAGAGGCUGAUUCAACUGACAACUGCAGCUGGUGUUCUGAGUUCAUUGAAGAAUUACUUUCUAAAUGGAUGUGUUUUCCUUCUCACUACUGAAUAUCAUACAGAAACGAGGCCGUCUUCAGUGAAACUAGGCCGACUUCUCUCAGAUGAAAGUAUUCUUACGACCCAUGUUCCCCUCCACUCAUUCAACCAUACUCUGGCUGACUACAAGUGUCGCAACAGUGGCCCUCUGAACGUCAUUCUGUCUGGAGACAUACGAGCUAUGUCAUCUCUACGUCAGCUGUCAGAGACAACAAGUCUGUCCGGACCGACAUGGUUGAUGUUCUCGAAUGUGUCAUCCCUGGAAGAACUUCUUGAUGAUAUCAAUAUUCCUUUCGAUUGCGAAUUCCUGGUAGCCCGACAGGGCGAGAAUGGAGUAAUAAUACUCACAGAAGUAUACAAGACUGCAACGGGAAGGCCGCUCCUCAACAACUAUUUUGGGUACUGGGCAUCGAAGAUGAAAUUCAGGUUUUCCUCGGCAGAUUUCUACAGCAGAAGAUCCAGUCUCCAAGGCCUUCUCAUUUCUGUAGCAACUAUCGAGAACCCUCCAAUAACUGCGUUUGAAAAAAUCGAUGGUCAAAUGAAACUGGGAGGAUAUUUCGGUGUCGUAUGGCAGGUCCUGGAGCAGAGGAUGCAGUUCGGGACAAACUUCACUUUCCCUGAGGACGGCGGCAGAGGCUCUGUGCUAAUUAACGGUACGGCAACUGGUAUGAUCAAGAUGAUACAAGAUAAGCAAGUUCAUGUGGCUGUGGACGCUUUCGGAAUGAGUGGAAUAAGAGCCAUGGUUGUCGACUUCACCGUCCCCUUGCUUUCCACAAGGUACUGUGUCUUCGUGAAGUCUCCAGACGAAGUGAAACUGCAGUGGGACAACUUCCUCGCUCCGUUCAGUCUGAUGCUCUGGAUAGCUAUGGUGGUAACGGCCCUCAUCAUUUCUGUCCAUCUCACACUGCUCUGCUAUUUGGGAGAGCGCUACGGAAACCAGGAGGCGAAAGAAAUCAAGUUCUACACGCUUAGCGACUCGUUGCUUCUAGUUCUCGGCUUGUUCUGCCAGCAAGGUCAUGACACAACUCCCCAGACGUACUCCUGCCGGGUUGUGUGCAUCUCGACUUACAUUAUCGCCAUGAUGGUCUUCGGCACGUACUCAGCCACCUUCAUAUCCUUCCUGGCCGUGCAAGACAACAGGCUGCCUUAUACAGACCUCAAGAGUCUUCUGGAGGAAGGUGGCUACACGUUCGGUUUGUCGAGCAAGCAUGCGCAGAACUACAUCUCCGAGCGGUCUAGGCAAUUCCUCGAAAGCAAAUUUGGUGAAUCGUACCAAGACGACGUUCAGCCGUCAGUACUGGAUGGACUGCAGAGAGUCUGCAACUCCGAGUACUCUUAUUUGAUUCCAAUGGACACAGCGCUGGCUUUCAAGGGCAGAGUAGAUUGUGAAAUCGUCCCUUUACCUCGUGAAACUAGUUUGUAUAUCCCUCAAGGCUUUGCCAUUGUUAAGCAUAGCCCAUAUCGAGGACUCUUCAAUUACAACCUGAAUAGAUUACGAGCAAAUGGCCUCUUGUACAAAUAUCGGGUUUAUGACAGUAUGAGGAGAACAUGUUCCAAAGAAAAGAGAAUAUGGACAAACGUAAGGCUGGAAGAAGUAAUGGCCAUUAUUAUCUUGCUUCUGGCCGGUAUCAUGGUAUCCGUGGUGGAACUGCUGCUGGAGAGAGUUACUGCAUCUCGCACACUGAUGCAACAGCAACGGCCACCCCGCUCACCUGGACUACAUCCAAGCAAUAUAUCAUCAUGGCAGAUGGAAGAUAACUGCGAGCUGGAGCAGCCAGAUGUGGUUUGAACCUUCUGUUUGAGUAUAAAAACUAUCCCAAAAGCCAGAAGAUUAAAAUAAGACUUUAAGAAUUACCAGUGUAAUCUCACUUUGUAAAAUCGCACUACGAUUAUUUUACACAUACAAUUACAUAUAAUAAGAUACACAUUUUGAGAAACUCUUGAAUUACUGUGCUUAACUUAUAUGGAUCUAAGAAGCAGAACCAGACCAAUCGCAACGUCCCGUCCAGUAGUUAGCUAGUACAUCUGUCUCGUAGUGGAAAUAUUCCGGAUUCAGUCUGUCCGGACACAUAAGUACUGACAUAAUUCUUUAGAACAGGGUUGCAUUCCGUCCACAGGGUUAGUCAUGAUUCAUAGCCAACGUUCCAUUCAACAAUGUACAAAUCUUUAAGUAAUUACAAACUCAUUAAUCAACUGACAGAGAUAGAACUACGAAAUGAUGCCAUGUAGACACAUCCCUGCAUGAAUUUCUUGUCGUAAGAUUAAAAAGAGGGAGAAUAUAUUAUUUUAGAACGAAAUAUAAUUUUCUCUGUAUUAUUUUUGUAUUCAUAUGAAAGACUCGGCUCCAUCUAUCGUACAUUUUCCGUUUUAAUGGGGAUGACUAUUCUGCAACCUAGGGGUCUCGAGAAGGGAGUUCGAAACUCCAUGCAGUAAUUAGAACACUCGUAAACUGGACUCGAAAAAUUGGACCAUGACAAGUACUAACGAAAUUAUAGAUUAAAUCUUCACUGCAAAACACGUACAAAUAAAUGGUUUCAUUAUUAUUAUUAUUAUAUUUUAUUUUUGUUAAUUUUGUAACCGUGCUUAUUAUGU
Messenger RNA from Cryptotermes secundus, 2837 nucleotides. RefSeq names its product glutamate receptor. The transcript is spliced from 10 exons. The coding region runs from base 127 to 2034 and encodes 635 amino acids. Gene Ontology annotation, molecular function: glutamate-gated receptor activity. Lineage: Eukaryota; Metazoa; Arthropoda; Insecta; Blattodea; Kalotermitidae. The record is from RefSeq and is a predicted model, not a curated record. Gene Ontology annotation, cellular component: membrane.